This is a messenger RNA of Suncus etruscus (white-toothed pygmy shrew), 5086 nucleotides long. RefSeq names its product zinc finger and BTB domain containing 10 (gene ZBTB10). Gene Ontology annotation, biological process: regulation of transcription by RNA polymerase II. Lineage: Eukaryota; Metazoa; Chordata; Mammalia; Eulipotyphla; Soricidae. The record is from RefSeq and is a predicted model, not a curated record. The transcript has 12 exons. Gene Ontology annotation, molecular function: DNA-binding transcription factor activity, RNA polymerase II-specific; protein binding; RNA polymerase II cis-regulatory region sequence-specific DNA binding. Bases 1 to 4134 code for a protein of 1377 amino acids.
AUGGGGAAAACCCUCCCUAAUAUUUAUAACGUUAUGACAGACUGUAAUACUCACCAGGUGGUGGGUCGGAAUAUAAACACGGCCGCGCGGCUCCGAUUGGCUGCCGAUGAUGUCACAGCCAUGUCAAUACUUCCCGGCGAACGCACGUCCACCCGCACCCACCACACCCCGACCCCGCAGAUACAUAAUUGCCAAGGCUUUGCAAGCGCAACUCCCCAAGGCACUCUCGGGGCCCAAAGCAAAAAGUGUCUGGUGAAGUGGCAGCAGCUGGGAGAGAGGGAGAAGGAGACGGGCAGAGCCGGGCACCGUGCAGCGGGGAGUCCCGGGCCCGGGCGGGGACGGGGGCGGGUGAGUGCGGGCUGCCUGAGGCUGACAUUCGGAUCAGCUGUCGGUCCGUCCCUGGCUGCGGAGCCGGAGCCUGAGCCUGAGCCUGAGCCGGGCCGCCCUGGGCUGCGCACGCCCUGGGGCCCCCUAAGUGGGCUGCGCUCAGGCCGCUCGGCCGGCCUUUGUCCCCCCAAGCCUCAGCCCUCCGACUGGCUGGCUGGCUGGCUGACCCACUGGGACCCCACCGGGCCUUUUGUCCCCCACGAUCCCCUCUUGGCCUGGCGCCCCACCCCUCGGACUGACGGACUAGUUGCACGACUGGAUGACCAACCCGCUAGGCCCUUUUGCGCCCCCACCCUCAGCCUCAGUGACUUAACUGAACGACUGAAUGACUGGCUCACGGGGACCCCCAAAGGACAGCCCUCCUUCAUUCGUUCGGCCUUUUGUCCCCCCACCCCUCAGGGCCCUGUUUAUGACCAAGUGGCUGACCCUGCGCCCGCCCGCCCGCCCGACUUCCUUCCCCGCGGCCGCACCCCCGCCCGGAGGCCGGCCCGAGGCGCCUGGAAGAAGCGAGGCGAGGCGAGGCGUGGCCCGGCCCCUUCCCGGUCCCCCGGGCGCCCCCCACCCACCCCCCACCCCACCCUCCCGCACCCCGCGCCGCCGGCCCAGGCCCGGCCCCCGCCCACCUCCCACCUCCCACCUCCCCCCGCCCGCCCUCGCCCCUCCGCGGCCGCGCCCGGUGCAUUGUGGGCCGCGCUCGAGUCUCGCCUCCCGAUCGUCCGAGCGCCUCGUUGGCUCGUCCGGAUCGCGCCCAGCUCGGCCGCGGCUUCUCCGGGAGAGGGAAGCGUCUCAAGAUUCUCAGAAGCGCCUCAAGAUUCUGCUCGGGGAGGGACCGAGGGAGGAGGAGGCAGGAGGCAGGCUCGCGGCUCGGGGGGUCGCCAGGCCCCGCGGGAGGCGAGAGCGCGAGAGCGAGAAGCGGCCGCCCGGGCGAUCGAGCCCCACGAGGCCCGAGGCGCGGCGCCCGGCGGCCCCGCUGAGCCGAGGCCGGGCAGCCCGGCCCCGAGGGGCGACGCCGCGCGGCGGGACGCGCCGGGGCCCCUCGCCACCCGGCCGGCCAUGUCGUCCUUCAGCGAGAUGAACCGCAGGACGCUGGCCUUCCGCGGCGGCGGCGGCGGGGGCGGCGGCGGCGUCUUCGGCCCCGGCCCCGGGGGCGUCCAGGGGGAGGCCGCGGCCUGGCCGCCGCCCGCGCUCUUCCCCGCCUUCCCGCACGCCGCCCCGCCGCCGCCGCCGCCGCCGCUCAACGGCCGCGCGGGGCCCGACGAGGAAGCGGACGCCGCCAACGCCAGCGCCGAGGACCCGCCGCCGCUGCUGCCGCCGCCCCCGCCCGACGCCGCCCCGCACGACCCCGCCGCGCCGCCCGGCCUCCUCCCGCCGCUGCCCGACGCGGCCGCGGGCGCCCCCGGGGCUCCGCCGCUCGCCGAGCGCAACCGCCGCACCCUGGCCUUCCGCGGCGGCGCCUCCCGCGCGCUCAACGGCCGCGGGUCCGAGCUGGAGCUGCUGCGCCUGGCGGGCGGCCUGUCGCCCCCGAGCCCCAGCGCCAGCGAGCGCAGCACGGCCGACGGCGACGACGACGACGCGGACGGCGACGGCGAGGACGAGGGCGAGGCCGAGGCCGAGGCCGCCAGCCUGGGCGACGGCAGCGGGCCCGACGGCGACGCGGAGCGGGAGGCCGAGCCCGACGGCGCCCCGCUCCCGCACCUCCCGCUGCUCGCGCGGCCCAAGUCGCUGCUGCUCAAGCUGCAGUGCUCCUUCCAGCCGGCCUGGCUGCGCGACUUCCCCUGGCUGCGCUACUCGCACGACACGGGCCUCAUGUUCUGCGGCUGGUGCCAGCGGACCCCCGACGACGGCCCGGGCGGCGGCGGGGUCGGGGUCGGGGGGGCCCCGUCGUCGGGGUCCGAGCACCCCGGCCCGGCCGGGGGCCACGACGAGCUGUCCCGGGGCACGCGCAACUACAAGAAGACGCUGCUGCUCCGGCACCACGUCUCGGCCGAGCACCGGCUGCACGAAGCCCACGUCCAGGGAAAGGAGGCGUGCUUCACCUGGCAAUACUCAGGUGAUACUCCAGGCUCGGCUCUGCACUCAGGAUAUCACUUCUGCAGUGCUCAGGAGUCAGAAAUACCAUCAGAGGAAGGAUACUGUGACUUUAAUAGUAGGCCAAAUGAGAACUCUUACUGCUAUCAACUUCUUCGGCAACUAAAUGAACAGAGGAAGAAAGGUAUUCUUUGUGAUGUCAGCAUCGUGGUGAGCGGAAAAGUCUUUAAAGCUCACAAGAACAUCCUGGUUGCAGGCAGCCGUUUCUUUAAGACUUUAUAUUGCUUUUCAAACAAAGAAAGCCCUAACCAAAACAAUACUACCCAUUUAGAUAUUGCUGCAGUUCAAGGUUUCUCAGUCAUCUUGGACUUCUUAUAUUCUGGUAACCUGGUGCUCACAAGCCAAAAUGCCAUUGAAGUGAUGACAGUGGCCAGCUACCUUCAAAUGAGUGAAGUUGUUCAAACUUGCCGAAAUUUCAUUAAAGAUGCCUUAAAUAUAAGCAUUAAAUCAGAAGCUCCAGAGUCUGUAGUUGUGGACUAUAAUAAUAGAAAACCUGUUAACAGAGAUGGUCUGCCUUCAUCACGGGAUCAAAAAAUUGCCACUUUUUGGGCAACAAGGAAUCUUACCAAUUUGGCAAGUAAUAUAAAAAUUGAAAAUGAUGGUUGUAAUAUCGACGAGGGCCAAAUAGAAAACUACCAAAUGAAUGACAGUAAUUGGGUCCAGGAUGGUUCUUCUGAAUUGGCUGAAAAUGAAUCUGAAAGUCAAACAAAAGUUUUUGUUUGGAAUAAUAUGGGAUCCCAGGUAAUUCAAGAAACUGGCAAAACAAGGAGGAAAAACCAAACUACAAAGAGAUUUGUUUAUAAUAUACCACCUAAUAGUGAAACAACUUUAGAAGAUUGUAUAAUGAUGCAACCACCUAUUGCUUAUCCAGAAGAAGAUUUAUCGUUCAUCAAAGAGGAACCAGAUCUGGAUGGUGCUCUACUCUCAGGACCAGAUUGUGAGAGGAAUGUGAAUACAAAUUUAUUGGCGGAAGCCAGCUCUGGUCAGGAUGGAGGUGAUGCUGGUACUUCACAUGAUUUCAAGUUUAGCCUCAUGCCUGGCCCUUCAAGUGAUUUUAAAUUUGGAUUACUAGGAGGUACUUCAAGUGAUUUCAAGUUUGGAUUGAUGGCAGGUGCUUCCAACGAUUUCAAGUAUGGAUUACUGCCUGAAUCUUGGCCAAAACAGGAAACUUGGGAAAAUGGUGAAUCAUCUCUAAUCAUGAACAAGUUAAAAUGCCCGCAUUGUAGCUAUGUAGCCAAAUACAGACGAACACUAAAAAGGCAUUUGCUCAUUCAUACGGGAGUUAGAUCAUUUAGCUGUGAUAUUUGUGGAAAGCUGUUUACUCGCAGAGAACAUGUGAAAAGACAUUCCUUGGUGCAUAAAAAGGAUAAAAAAUACAAAUGUAUGGUGUGUAAGAAGAUCUUCAUGUUAGCAGCCAGUGUUGGAAUAAGACAUGGAUCUCGACGUUAUGGUGUUUGUGUAGACUGUGCAGAUAAAUCACAACCAGGAGGGCAAGAAGGUGUAGAUCAGGGACAGGAUACAGAUUUCCCUCGGGAUGAAGAAUAUGAGGAGAAUGAAGUAGGAGAAGCUGAUGAAGAGCUGGUUGAUGAUGGAGAAGAGCAGAAUGAUCCAUCUCGAUGGGAUGAAUCAGGAGAUGUUUGUAUGUCUCUAGAUGAUUAACUAACUGACCUACUAUACUACUCCUCAAGGAUGCUGCAUUUGGACUUAAUAUAAAUCGACAAUUUGAAUUGUUGAACUUGAAGGCUUGCAAAAUAUGGUACAUGCUGGAUGGUAGUAAUGUUGCUGUGAAAACUGUAGGGUCAAAGCCUUAUAGCAAAAAAAAUUUUUUUUAUAUUUGCACAGACUGUACAGCAAACAACCUCGUGGUUGGAUUACAUGGAGUCCCACAUCUUCAGUCAGUUAUCAAAGUAAACGUAUUUUUUAUUUAUAGGUUAUACAGUUACUGUUUGAGUCUUAUAAAGCAGUACCCAAUCUUAAAGAACUUAAAUUCAUGUGCCACUUUUAACAUGAAUGAAGAAAAAUCCAUUUAUGGAGUACAGUGACCUAAUCACUAUGUCCAUCAAACCACUCAGGCUAGUUUGUACUAGUAGAGUUUUGUUUCUAUUUUUAUUUUUAUUAAUUUUAUUUUUUUAAUACAGAUUUUCAGUGAGGGGCCUUUUUCAACCCCUUUGGUUCAAUUUUCUGGGUUUUCCAUUUUAAUUUACUAUAUAACUUAAAACCAAGUCUCCUUCUAGUCUUCGGUAUUAUUUCUCAGUUUGUACUGGUGGGCAUAUUAAUAAGAACUGGAGAGGUAAUUUAUUGGAAUGAACUGACUUCCUCCAUUCCCCCUUUCCUUUUUUGACAUGAAUUUUACUACUUCACAAAUGAAGAAUGACGUUGCAAAGUUGCCAUGGUGAAGUUGACAAAUACCACUAAAAUGAUUAUGAUUUAGAAGUAACUUUCUCCUGCUGCUCUGCUUUGAAAAAUGGUUACAGUAUGACCUUUUCUGAAACGGUAUUCAGUUUUGGGUAUCUGUUACUUUGGCACUAUUCUCGUUUGCCUCUUUAUUUUUGCCAGUGUACUAUACCUCAGUCCUAUUUGAAAAAGCAGAAAUAUAAUUGAAAAAAGUCAA